This is a messenger RNA of Frankliniella occidentalis (western flower thrips), 9882 nucleotides long. RefSeq names its product histone acetyltransferase KAT6A. Gene Ontology annotation, molecular function: histone acetyltransferase activity; DNA binding. NCBI's taxonomy places the organism in Eukaryota, Metazoa, Arthropoda, Insecta, Thysanoptera, Thripidae. The record is from RefSeq and is a predicted model, not a curated record. Gene Ontology annotation, biological process: nucleosome assembly; regulation of DNA-templated transcription. Gene Ontology annotation, cellular component: MOZ/MORF histone acetyltransferase complex; nucleosome.
UACGUUAUGUUGGGAUGGAUGCGUGAGCAGUCAACUGAGCUGAAAGGCAGCCAUCUUGCAAACUGCAAAGUAGUAUUUUGAAAACUAGGAUCUGAUGACAGUAUUGUGAUGAUUGUUUUAAUUUUAGUCGACCUUAAGUCGUUUCGAAGCUGUGGUUGAGUGUUUAAAGUGUGGCGCCUACGUAGUAGAAAGGUACAGAGAUAUUUUGGAAAAAUUCCCAGGCGCUUUGGGCUUCAGAGAAGCCAGCGCCAGAAUAAUCCUGUCUUUUAAAAGACAAUGUAGUUCAUGCAACCUAAUAUGCAUUUUAACUCUCCCGUUGGCAAAGCUUAGGCUGUUCGCCUUAAGCUGUUGGGAGGGUCUAUAUGUAUACCCAAGAAAUCCUGGAAACUUGUGUGUUCAACUAUGAAAGAAGAUCAUCAAACUCUCUUAAAAUGGAUUCUAUUUGCCAUUGGCAAGAUCCGCGACCAGAAGCAGAGACCAAAUCUGGAGCGGAUCAGCCAUACAGUCCGCCAGAACUGCAAAGUGUCAGAAAAUGCUGUGGAAGAACAUUUGGAUCUUGCUGUGAAAGAGGGUACUGUUGUCAAACUGAUCAACAAGGGCCAGGAAACCUAUCGGGAUCCUGGUCAUAUGAAAGCUAGGAAAGUUUUACCAGUUGGCAAAGAAUCAGAUCUUUCCAAAGUUGUCGUUCGUGCUAUCCGUGAACAUGAUCCAGAAGGCUGCUCCCUCAAAGAUAUUGAGGAUCGACUGCGGAGUACAUUCGCCCUUGAAACUGAUUUAAGUGAUGUGGACUUUAAAUCUGUACUACGUCUCUCCCUGAAAAAAGCUCUGGCUCUGGGUCUAUUGGUACAGGAAGGAAGGCUCAUCAAACUAUCACCCAAAAGUUUAGAAGUUUCUAAACUCAAAGGUGACAGAAAAUCAGAUUCAGGGUCUCCUAAAAAGAAGAGACUGUCUGCAGAAGACCUGCUCAAUGAAGAUCUACCAAAGACUCACCUUCCAAUAUGUAGUGAGUGUCUUGGGACUGACAAAAAUGCCAAUGGGGAGGAGGAGGCGCUCAGCGAAUGUGCUGGAUGUGGUGCCUGUGUACAUCUGUCCUGUGUAUCCUUACCAGGUAGUGCCACUACAAAUCAAUUCAUUGCUCUACUAUCACAGCCUGGUGCUGCCUGGUAUUGUGAAGAAUGUAGGACUUGUUGUAAAUGUGACAAAGCCAAGGACCAGGUCUGUUUACUUGGCUGUGUCAACUGUGAUCGAGCGUUCCAUAUGGGAUGUCUGGAACCUCCUGCAGAGCGUAAACCUAAGUGUCCAUGGCAAUGUAAACAUUGUUUUGAAGUGCAUAGGAAGAAAGCUGCCAUAAAUAAACCCUUAGAUCAUGCUAGUAGGGUUAGGAAGAAGUAUUUAAAAGUUCGAGACAAACGGAGUGGUAGGGAGCCUGAAAGAACUUUGCGUGUGUCUGGGGAUGAAGUAGACUGCUCAAGGCUCUCAGGGUCAGAUACUGAUUCCGCCAUGAGGUCAACCCCAGGUAGGCUCAAUCUUAAAACUCCCGCUCGUGGUCUCAGCAAAUUCUCAGGGCGCAUACCUGUUCGGCCUGCUGUCCUCAAAGGCCACCCUAAAAGCCCGUUGGAUUCUCCUAAGAGUCCACUCAAAACCCCCCUUCGGGCUUCUGCAAAGAAGAUAGUAAAGAAAAUUGCUGUCGACACUCCACAGGAGAGCACUUGUGGCUCAACAUCAGAGGAGGGUAAUGAUCCCUUUCCUAAUUUUCCUCUUGCUGCCCCUCGCUCACCUGGUGGUGGCUCUAUUAGCGCAUCUAAGCAGCUCAAAGAAAAGCGAGGGGAUCGCCUUUCUAAGGAAAAGCAAAAGUUUUUCCGUCUGAGUGCCUUCUAUAAAACUAAAAAAAGAAAUGGUAGCAAAACGAGCGAUGGGGUAGCAGAUACUUUAGGUUCUUUGAGUAGGAGUUCAUCAAGUGACAGCGACAGCAGAAGUAGUAGUAGCAGUGGCAGGCGGUCGCGCAGCAGUAGCUCGUCACAUUCCAGUGACUCUGAUUCAAACACAAGCACGGUAGUGGUCCAUAGGAAUAAUAGAUUAAUGGGAGGGAUUUCUAAAUUUGUGUCGGAGCCAAAUGCACAUGUCUUUGGGGAGGCUGUCUGUGGAUCCACAGGGUCAACAUUGGCAAGUCUCAGUCGUAUGGAACCUGACUCGGCGGCACCAUGGGGCUUUGCAGCAGCAGCUGCUGCUGCCAGGCUAUCGUCAGAGGCUUUUCCCAACCCACUUAAGGAAGUUGCUAAGAGUAAGAUCUGUGAUACAUUUGUGAACAAUGUCGAUUCUGUGAUUUCAACUUUGCCGAGAAAAUCAAAUCAUGUUGGCGAAGCUCAUGUAACUUCAUCUAAGUCCAUUGGAAGAAAUGGCUCAUUCUCUUUGCAUUCCUCCAAGCUGCGCAGAAAUUAUACAAAAAUAUCAGGCAAUUACAAGGGUGGUAGCACAGAAAGUAGUGACUCUGAUUCAAGCACUGAUGAAACAAGUUGGAACAGCUGUCUGGAAUCACUUCAGAACAAGUGUGAGUCAGUUCAAGGCUCAAAAGCUGACUUAAAGAGAGAAAUGAAAUGUGUAGCAUCUAGUAAACAUCUGAAGAGCUCUGAUCCUGCUGAAAAACCAAGCAGUAGUUCUGACGGUAAAGAUGACUCAAUUGUCAGUAGUACUUCUUCCAAGGUUAGCUCAUCUGGGAGUUUUGAAAGAAUGGUUGGCUUUGGUCAGUUGCGUAGUCUCUAUGAUGGACUGAGUCACUUUUUCACCGCUCCUGCACAUAGCAGACGGACAUCAUCUCAGAAUUCUCCUCCAAGUAACUCUCCAGCUAAAGCACCUAAGAAGAGACCUGAUCCUGUUGCUAUUCACAAGUUUUCUGAAAACAAGAAGCCUAAUAAUCUUAAGUCAGUCUGGAGAAAGAGCACUUUAAUGUCUAAAAUUUCAAAGACCAACAAAUUGAAAUCAAAGCAGAGAGAAUUUAUUAAGCCAGUGUGCUACCCCACUUGGAGACAAAUUACCAAAGCAGCCAACAAUGGUGGUAUCAUUAAAGGAAUUCUUGGAGGAAAUUCAGGUCAUUUAAGUGCAAAUACAAAGUGCAAACUCAAUGGGAAUGAUUUGAAAGCAUGCAAAAAAGUAAAUGGAGUUAAAGAGCUUUCAGGUAUGCGUUACCUGUCAGAUACCAACUUGCUCCUUAAAAAGCAAAGAGUUGAGCUGUUAGAGAAAAUGGCACAGAACUUGCGUGAUGAGUGUAACUUGGCUUCUAAGACAGUCGCACUUCAAUCAGCUGGCAUUUCUCAUCAGUGGAAUCACAUGUCACCCUCUCGCCUAGUAAAAACAGCUGUUGACAGUAAAACACAUGAGCAGGAGCAGCGGAGGAGGGUGAUGAAAGAUGAGUUGCACAACGAGUCACCUCCUGAUGAGAUAAAACAGAAAAAGAAGCGGUUGAUUGCUGAGGCAACUCAGACUCACCACCAAUAUCAACAAAAUCCAUUUCUAGUGCCUCAACCACCCACCAACACUGCGUCAGCAUGCAUGGUGCUGCCUGCAAGUCAACCGGUUGGUCUUACACUGAACCUCACUACCAAUCUUCCCCCAGGAGUCACUCAAAAGGAUAUUGAAUUGUUUAAAGCAAUGAGAGCGAGGGCAAAUUCUAUGACUCCUACAGUUUCCACAAAUGAGGCAAUUUUACCUCCAGGGUCACUUCCAAGUCCAUCUGGACUUCAGGGUCAAAGAUGUCCUGGUGCCAUUGAGUUUGGGCAGUAUGAAAUAGAAACGUGGUAUUCUUCCCCCUUUCCCCAAGAAUAUGCAAGGUUACCUAAGCUUUAUUUAUGUGAAUUUUGUCUGAAGUAUACCAAAAGCAAGGCAGUAUUGGAUAGACAUCUUGACAAGUGCAGUUGGAGACACCCACCAGCAACUGAAAUUUACAGGCACCAAAAUAUUUCUGUGUUUGAGGUUGAUGGAAAUGUUAACAAGAUCUACUGUCAAAAUCUUUGCUUACUAGCAAAAUUGUUUUUGGAUCACAAGACAUUAUAUUAUGAUGUAGAACCUUUCCUAUUUUAUGUUUUAACUAAGAAUGACUGCAAAGGGUGCCAUUUAGUAGGAUAUUUUUCCAAAGAAAAACAUUGUGCUCAAAAGUACAAUGUUUCUUGCAUUAUGACAAUGCCACAAUAUCAGAAGCAAGGAUUUGGCCGAUUUCUUAUCCACUUCAGCUAUCUUUUGUCCAAACAAGAGGGCCAGCCAGGGACACCUGAAAAACCCUUGUCAGACCUAGGCAAAAUAUCUUAUCAUGCAUAUUGGAAGUCAGUAAUACUGGAAUAUUUACAUUCACAUGAAAAUGAUAUGACAGGUGUAACUAACUUGACAUUAGAUGCUAUCAGCAAAGAAACUGGCAUGUAUAGUCAUGAUAUAGUUGUGGCUUUCCAAUUGUUGGGCAUGGUUCAUUGGGAUGAGAAAGCAUCUACUCCCAUCAUUAUUGUUGACUGGAAUAUCGUCAAUCAACAUGCUAUUCGAGUCGCUAAUAGUAAAACUAGAAUACCACUUGAGCCUGAGUGCCUUAGGUGGACACCACUUGUUACCAAUGUAGCUACACCAUUGGGGCUGGUUAAAGAAGAGGAUGAAGAUUCUGCAGAAGAGGAAAUGCCUAGCCUUGAUAAAUCUGUAAAAACUGAGAAGACUGAAAAUGUUCCUGUUAAAGAAGUUAGUGUUUCUGAACAUCAACCAGACAUAUCUAAGAAAAAAGUCAAGGAUGAUGUUGGUGAUCAGGCAGAUGUAGAAGACAAUAUUACGCAAACCCCUGGAUUCACUCGGCGUAAAAAUGUUCGAACAGCAAAGAAUUCAUAUCAGAGACAUUCCACACGUCUUGAAGCUGAGUCAGAACGUGAUGCUGAUGGUGAUGGUGAAUCAGAUGCUGAUGGGUCCCCUGUUAGAUCAAGCUCAAAACGAAAACGGGACUUAGAAUCUCCAGUAGAAGAAGCGCCUCUUGUAGAAGAGCAGUCACCAUCUCAACCAAGCAAAGUACGCAAGAUAGGAUUGAAGAAGAGAGUGACAACUCACGUCUACACUCCAGGAUGUGUUCCAAAGAGUACUCCAAAACAACCUGGUAAAUCCCAUGUGUCACCUUCUAAGAGCUUAUCAAAGGAUGGUGAAGUGAAACCACAGUCUGAAUCUCGUAUUGGUAGAGAGACACGUGGGGCUGGGUCCAAGACACGUGCUUCAUUGAAUAAUCAGGACGACCAGUCUGAAUUUAGUGACGACUCGAGAGUAGGACGGCGGGGUUCAUUGAGUACUGUACCCAAACCUGUCCCCACCCCUAGCUCUGCUCCUGCUGGAAUUAAGAGGGGCAGAUGGUCUCAAAGAACCACUAAAACACAAGUUAUCAAAUCUGCUGAUGAGACUGAUGAUGGAGAUGCACAAAUGCCUGAACUAGAGCCAGAGGUUGAUCUCUCUCAACAAAAUGUGGCAGAAGUAGGUCCUCCUCUUUCACCUCCAUCAUUACAAGAACAAAGUGAUAAGCCUGAUGUUCCUGAAGUAGUUGUUCCACCUCGAAGACGAAGAGGUUGGCAAAAGGGUAGACCCCGUAAAGGUCAUAUCACUAAACGCCAACUACUUUCAAAAUCAAGAAGUGAGGCAAGGAAAGCGUAUCCUAAGACUACGAAAAAUACUUCAGAAACUGCAGAGGAAACAGAAACUAGUCAAGCUGAAGAUGAGACGGCAAGCUCCCAAACUGAAACAGAAGCUAAGCAGGGAUCUGAGGUUGAUCCUGAUUCUUCUAUGCAACAGGAGGAGGACACGAAUGAAGACAAAGAGGAGGUUCAGAAGGAUGGGGAUAUUAAUAUACCCUCGAGGGAGACUCAGCCAGAGCCUGAAAAUCCUAUUGCGGUGCAAUCAGAAGAGUGUCUCAAAGAUAGUCAAAGUGCACCUACUGAAGUACAAGAGGAAUCUGAGAUUUCUGCUGCUCCUGAAGUUCAGGAACUGAAAAGUGAUACUGAGGCAUCAAGUAAGACAGAAGAUGAGGUUGUAUCAGAGACAGUGCAUGAAGCCCCUGUAGACAAUCUGAAUGAAUCAGAGUCAAAAGAGUUACCUCAAUCUGCAUCAGUGUCUGAAGACCAGGCUCAAGAAAGUGUGUUUGAAGAAGGAUCUAAGGAUUCAUCUGAAAAUGUGCUUAGAACACCUGUGAAAGUUUGUAGUCCAAUGUCAUCAGAAGGUCCUGAGCCUGCAGACUCCGUAUCUUCUUUAUCAGCAACUCCUACUUCUCCUGAUACAGCUGAUCAAUCUAUCACUCCCACUAAAGAAGAUUUAGAGGAAAAAAUUGUACAGAUGGAACAAGAAAUUGAAAAUGAAGGGAAAGACAAACUAUUGGAAACAAAUAGUACUCUUCCCAAAAAAAGUGCUUUAGACAAAUCUGAUGAUCUCAGUGGAUUUGAACCAUUAGAUAGCAGUCGCGCUAUGUCUCCCAAAACUGUAGUCAGUGAAGAUGAAUCUGCUGACGCUGUUGCCCAAGUUGUUUCAUCUAAAGAAGACGAGACAGAGUAAGUGAUAAUGACCACUUGGAACAGGGUAAAGAGUCAUCUAGUCAGGGCAGUAAUGAUGAUGAAUCUCAAGACACUUCGCCUCCAGUUCAGCCGGACUCGUGUGAUAAAUCCCCUCAGUUGCCGCCACAAUCGCCACAACCUCCUCCCUCGCCCUCUGUGAAUCAGAAUCAACAAAGUUCCAGCAGUAGUAGUAGUAGCAGUACCUCUCAGCAAUGCGAGGCUCCUCAGGAUCAGCAACAGACUCAAGAACAACAGCAACAGGAGCAGCAGCAGCAAUCUCAAGAAGAGCAACAGAAAAAGGAUCAAGAACAGAAGCAACAGCAGCAGCAUCAAGAGCCACAACCACAGCAAAAUGAAAUGCUACACUCUCAUUGCUCUGAUAAGGAGCCAGAUCAUCAAGCCUCUAGUGGGGAGCCAACUUUUGAUCCGGAUCUACAAUCUCAGAGAAAUCAGACAAGUUAUGAAUGUGCUCCAGAAGCACCCUUGAAUCAAGAACCAGCUCAACCUAAUCAGGCCACCAAAAGGUUGGACACCUAUUGCUAUGGAAUGCCAAGGAGUGUAGAGUCUCUCAGGAACAAUGGAUACAGUCAAAUGACUCGGGUGCAAUCACCGUCACUCAUAGGUUCUGAAAAUAUUGAUAAAUCACCAGGAAGUGAUGCAGCUGGAAAUAGGAGUUCUUUGGCUAGUGAUGUGCCGUACGCAGUAACUACAAAUGAGACAGAAAAGCAAGUGCAUUCUGUUAACUCAGAGAUCCCUGACAGUGCUAGUUCAACUCCCCACGCAGACCAUUGCGGGGACUCUCUCCAGCCUGCCACACCACAGAACCCUGGCUCUGUGAAAGCCCCCUCGGCGCCCGAGCUGCACAGCCUGGGUGUGUACACCCCCGACUCGACCACCAACUCCGUUCACUCCAUGCACGGCUACAACAAUCAGUGCGACCUGGGCCUCGAGUCUCCGACCUCCAUCUCGUCCACGGACAUGGGCCCUGGCGGCCCGGCCUCGGGGGACGGCUCACACCACUCGCACCCCGAGGGCCCCCGCACCCCAGCGGGAGCCGCGGCGCCUCCUCUCAGCCGACAGGCCCCGCCGGGGCCGGGCACCACGACCAACGGUCCCACGAGCCGACCACCAAGCUGCGGACCGAUGGCUGGGCCACCCAGCGCGCCUCCAAACGUGCCGCCGCCUGUGGGGCCCCCUGUGGGUCCUCCUGUGGGGCCGACUGCACCGCCGCUGGUGGCGCCCGCGCAGCCGCACCCCCAGCCUCACCCGGGGCCGCUCGGCCAGCCUCAUGGACUUCCUCACGGUCCUCCCCACACACCUCCCCAUGGACCGCACUCAGGACCGACGCAUGCGUCGCCGUGCGGCCCACCCUACGGACCACCGCCGCCGCACCCUGGAGCGCAACACGGAGCGCCCUACCCCCACGCCGCCAAUGGGUCACCGGGCCACACCCCGGCGCACCCACAGGGGCACCCAUUGGGGCACCUACCUAGCCUCCCACCGGGCCAUCCAUUUGGGCACCCCUCGGGCCACUCACCGGGUCACCAACCAGUUCACCCAUCAGGGCACCCACCUGCCCACUCGCCGGCCCAUCCUCCUGGGCACCCUCCAGGACACACCCCGGGGCACUCACCAGCCCACCCUCCAAGCCACCCUCCAAGCCACCCUCCAGCCCACCCGCCAGCCCACCCGCCGACGCACCCUCCAGCCCAUCCUCCAGCGCACCCGCCGGCCCACCCUCCGGGGCAUCCAAGCCAGGGGACUCACGGCCACGCCGGGCCCCACAUGCCUCCUCACCCGUCUCCCCAUGGCGGCCCGGCCUCUUCCAUGCCGCAGCCCCACUCGUCGCAACUCCCCCAGACUUCUCCGCACGCCAUGCCCCAGUCUCAGCCCUCGCCGCACCACGGAGCUCCUCACGUCCCCCACGGCGCCCCUCACGCCGGGCCCGCGCACCCGCCGUCGAUGCACGACAGGCACAUGUCGCACUACUCGGACUGUGCGCAGCAGCUGUCGCUGCACCACCAGUUCAUGCACCACCCGAUGAUGGCGGCGCAGCAGAUGAUGCACAUGGGCGCCAAGGCCAUGGGGGAAGCGCAGCACCACAUGAACCCCUACAAGUACCUCACCUCCCACCCGGGCAUGCACCAGGGAGCGAUGCCCGGCCCCAUGCCCGGCUCGGGCCACAAGGGCGGCUACCCCAUGGCCAUGUUCACACAGCAUGACGCUGUCGCCCACCGGCAGCAGCAACAGCAGCAACAACAGCAACAACAACAACAACAACAGCAGCAGCAGCAGGUGACCCCGCCUUCGCUUCAGCAUCAACACCAUCACCAACAGCAGCAACAGCAGCAACACCAGCAACACCAGCAGCAGCAGUCGCAUCCAGCGCCUUCAAAGUCGCCUUACCAGUCCAAACCGGCGUACCAACCUCUGCCUCCACAAAUGCAGCAGCAGCUCCCCGAGCCGUCCAAGUCGCCUUAUCUAAAUCAAGGCCACGCUCAGCUCUCUCAACCCAGCGCACCCCCGCCGCAGUCGCAGCAACCCUCGCCAGCCCCAGCCAAGUCGCCGUUCCCACCAUCGCACCACGGCCAGAGCAAGAGUUACCCACCCGCGCCGCCGGGGCCAACAUCCGGGCCGCCGCCUCCGGCCAAGUCCCCGUACGCGGGCCACCAGCACGUUCCUCAGCACAGCCCCUCUCAGGUGCAGCCCACUCCCUCCAAGAGCCCCUACGUGACGCACCAGCAGCCGUCUGUAACGCCCCUGCAGUCGCCGUCAGGUCAAAGUCACACUCAGCCUGCACCACAAGUGCCGCCCCAGCCACUUCCUCAGCCAGCCCCAAAGGCCCCGAAAUCCAGGAGCACAGCUCGAAGCAGACAGCAGAAACAACAACAACAGCAGCAGCAGCAGCAGGCGCAGCAGCAGCAGCAGCAAGCACAGCAAGCACAGCAAAGAGCAACCCCUCCCUCUCUACCCGCUCAGCACUCAGCACCCCAUCAACAGAGUCCCCAUCAGCACCACAUGUCUCAAGGAAAUUACAAUGGAAUGCCCCAGAUGUCAGCAGCUUUCUCUCAGGGGUCGUACAUGGGCAUGCCAAUGUCGACUGUGAUACAGCACCACCUUGCCGCUGCAUCAGCAGCUGGAGCUCAACAUGGAAUGUCACCUCAUCCUCACCCACACGCUCAAACCCACCACCAACAUCAGCCCGCACCAUCUAGUAACUUCUAUAACUUGCAGGUAUGUUAAAAAUUACUAUUUUCAUAUAUCACUGUAAAAACAAUUAUCGUAAUUUUACAAAAUAUUCUCAGUUAAUUUUCUAUUUCAAAAACUUCAUUUUUAU